Molecule: messenger RNA, 5679 nt
Organism: Prorocentrum cordatum
Lineage: Eukaryota; Dinophyceae; Prorocentrales; Prorocentraceae
Source: the annotation of a GenBank genome assembly
CGAGCGUGUGUUUUUUAUGGCGCGGGGGGGGCGCCGCGCGCGACCCUGCAGCGGCGGGGCGCUCUGGGCUCCAUGUGCCUCUGCGCCGGGCGGGGCACCCCGGAUGGCUCCAACUUCCAGCGGCUGCUGCACUCCGCCCACGACGGGGUCCUCGACCUGGCGGUGCUGGAGGCGGUCCGGAACGACGGCAGCCUGACGCCCCAGGGCACGAUGAAGGAGAUCCAGGGGAUCUGGCGGCAGGUCCGCGCCGACACCUCCAAGCGCCUGCCGCCGAGGGAGGUCCUGGACCUCUGCAGCUUCGUCGUGUGGUCCUCCGAGGCGCUGCGCGGUGGCACGGGCGAGCUCGCCGGCGGGCUGACGGGGGAGCUGCUGAAGGCGGCCACGAGCGCUGACGCCGCCAAGGGCGGCGCGCAGGGGGCGCACGCGGACAGGGUGCUGCGGCAGACUCUGGCGCUGUGGGCUGGGAUCUACAGGCCAAAGGACGCCAGCAAGAAGGACGCCGCCUUGAAGCAGCGGGCGGAGAGCUGCGCCAGGGAGGGCGAGGAGGAGGGCAGGCUGGCCGUCGAGGUGGCCCGUGAGAAGAUGAGGAUGGUUGCUCUCGCGCCUCGGCUUUUGCCGUGCCUUCUGCCGCUGCACGACGACGCCCUGCCCGUGGCUGCCGCGGUCGUGCGCGUGGCCCUGGCGGAGCACCAGCUCCCUGGGCUGGUGCUGCAGGCGCUUCCGCGGGGGGGGGGCGCUUGGGAGGAGAGCCUGGUGCGCUUCGAGACCCUGGUCAAGGCCGUGCUCCACACCGUCGGCAGCGAGUUCGUCACCCACGUGCGCGCCGCUCGGGCGAAGGUGCUCGGAGGGAUGCCGACCCUCCGGAGCGUCAACCCCAAGAGGGAGCCCGAGAAGGCCUCGGCCUUCGCGAGCCAGUACGCCCAGGCGCUCGGGCAGUCCGCGGCCGAGCUGCUCGACGCGUGCGGGCAGCUGCCCGACAACUCCUCUCGUGGCGGCUUCGCCGUUCUCCGCGCCGUCGUGCACGCGCUGCUCUCCGCCCCGGGCGCGGAGCGCCCCGGCGACCCUGGCGAGGGCCUGUCGGCGCACGAGUGGUGCGCCUUCGAGUUUCUGAGAGUCGCCCUGCUCGACCACGCGCGCGCGCCCCAGAAGCCGAAGGGCGCCGCCGACCUGAACGCGCGGGUGCUGCACUCCCUGGUGCUCUCGGCGCAGGGGCCUGCGGCGCACUGGGCCGGCGCGGGCGCGGGCGAGGCACCACCCUGGCGGGGGGAGGAGGACCUGCAGCUGCCGGAGGCGCACCUCGGCGCGGCGCGGCAGGCUGGCGAGGGGGCGAGGGCAGGGACGAGGGCGCUCCUGAGGCAGCUCGCGCUCCUCGGCGACGGCGCUGGGCGCGAGGCUGUCCUGGGAGAGGCCAAUUCGUUCGCGUCGCUGGCGCUCGUGCACCGACAGGCCUCCCGAGACUGCGAAGCCACCUUGGCCGCGAUAGGCUUCGCCGCCAGCGUGGUGCCAGGCCUGCUCGAGCUGACCGCGCCGCGGUGGCUGGGACCGCGGCCGGCGCCCAGCCUCGAGCACGUCCAGCUCGCCUUCGAGGCGCAGCUGCUGCAGGGCACGCAGCGCGCCAGGAGGCGCGACGUCGCGGCAGCCAUCGAGCAGCUCCUCGGGCCGACCUGGGCUGAGGAGGACCACGGCUGGAUGCAGGACUUCCUGCGCCGGUUGAACGAGACCGUGCCUGGCGCGGGCAGCGAGCUGACGUGGCACCAACUCAGUACACUCUACAACCAGGCCCAGCCUCCACGACCAGCCUCGCCCAGCGUAGCGCUGACAGUCGCACCCAGAGACCACACGCAUGAGGAGGAGGGGGAGGAGGUGCAGACGGAGGACGCUCCACGGAUCCUCGUCGCGGCGAGAGCGCAGCAGCAGCAAGAAGAGGAGGAGGACGAAAUGGAGGAGGACCUUGGACUGGGGCCAGUGGUGGUCGGCGCGAUGGACGCCACGUCCGACGACGACAGCGACGGCACCCCCCGCCGCGGCCAGCGCGGCCUCGCCCGAGAGGCGUUGGCGGAGGCCGGCCGCCCGGGGGCCGGUGCGCCGCCAGAGGUGGAAGGUGCGGCUGGCGGCGUGCAGGAGCAGGAGCCGCGGCAGCAGCUCCAGCAGCUGUCCAUGUUCGGGGAGGACUCGCUGACCGACAGCGGCGGCGCCCCUCUCACGCCGCGGUCGGCGAGCGGCGACGUCGCCGAGGCCGCCCAGGCGCUUCCCGCGGACCAGUCAUCGCCGCCUCCCACGGCGCGGCCGCGGGAGCCCGGCCCCGGCCAGGAGACGCCCCCCGCCGCCGCUGGGCCGGCCUCUGGGGACGCCUCCGGCCUCUGGGCCGCCCCUGCGGGCCUGUGGCCGCCCUCGCAGCCGCCGCCGGCCGCCGCAGAGUCGCCGCGGCAGCUGACGCCGGCGGAGUCGCCAGCGCUGCCGGCGGCCAGCGACGGCCCGCUGGCGCUGGCACCAGCAGAGGGAACGGACGACAGCCUGGGGAGGCUGCACUCGUCCGCGGCAGCGUCCCCUGGGCCGGCCCAGCUGCUCGGCACACCCCCGCAGGCGGGCCACUUCGCCAGCCGCGGCGCGCCAGAGGGAGCGCCGCCCUCCUGGGACGCCGUCCACAGGCAGGCCCCCGGGCUCGCCCCCGCCGGCCACGCGGCCGAUGAGGGUCCUCCUGCCGUCGGCGGGCUGGACCAGCUCGGCCACGGGUCGGUGCCGCCGACGGCCACUCUACUCGCGGGCGGUGCCACGUCCGAGGAAAGCUCGCCGCCGCUGCAGCUCGGAACGGAGGCCAGCAACACCAGCGGGAGCAGCGCACUGCUGCAGCAGGACCAUCAGCAGCAGCGGCAGCAGCAGCUGGAGGAAGGGUCACCGCUGCCGCAGCAGGGCGCCGGGGACACGACGGCCGCGACACUGCUGCUGCAGGAGCCUCACGAGGGCUCGCAGGGAGAGCCGCUCGGCCGAUGGCCGAUGGCCGUCGCGGCCUCCCCUGUGGACGGCGCGCCCGUGCAGAGGCUGGAGCACCUCCCGGCCGCGGCUGCGGUCUCUGCCAUAUCCGAGCAGCACUGCACGCCGGGGCAGUCCGACCCGCACGGCGGCACGCCGUGGCCGAGCAAGGCGGAGCUCGGGGAGCUGCAGCGGCGCCCGCCGCCGGCCGAGGACCACCAAGGCUUCGUGGCAGGCGGCGUCGGCAGUCCGGUGGACAGCGUGGGCGCGCUGGCCCCGGCAGCCCUCCUGGCUGAAGGGGACUCGCCGAGAUCUGCGGGCACGAUGCUGACAGAAGCCGGCGGCGAGAGCCGGCCGAGGGUGCCCACGAUGGAGGCGCUCCUGUGGGCCCAGCAGUGGAUGCGCUUCCCCGCGGCCGCCCAGGAGCAGUCGCUGCUCGGGCUGCUGCCGGACUCGCCGCCGGCCGCCGCGCUGCCGCCGCCCGCGCAGCCCGCGGGGCCCGCGCUGGGCGACGGCCACCAGGGAGCGCUCCUCGAGGCAGACCUGUCGGGCAGGACCAGCGAGGGCUCCGCGUGGACCCCGGACUCGCCGGGCGGGCAGGGGCCCGGCGCGGAGGGGCGCCUCGGGCGGGGCGGCGGCCGCCCCGCCCGCGCCGAGGCGAGCGCCGAGCGGCGCCGAGCCUGCGGCGCCGGAGGGGCGUCGGAGGCAUCGGCAUCGGGGUCGGAGGGGCCGAGCGGCUCGGGGAGCCGCGCGGAGGCGUCGGCCGCGGAGGCAGGCGGGGGCCUCGGCCCCGCCGAGGCGUCGGCCGCUGGGGCGGGGGGGCAGCCGCCGCACCCGCAGGCGGACGGCCGUGGAGGCCCGUUCGCGCCGGGCUGGCGCCCGGGCUAUCAUGAGGCGGCGGCCGCUCACGCGUGGAGGUCGUACUGGAGCCAGGUCCAGGGCGCGCCGCACGCGUGGGGCGCCGCUGCCGCCCAGGGGCCCGCGGCGGCUCGCGCCGUGCCGCAGGCGGUGGGGCACGCGGUGCCCGCGCCGGGGGCGCGCGCAGCGCCGCAGGCGGUGGUGCACAGAGCGCUGCCCCACCACGCGGUGCACCCCGCGGCGUGCGCCGCGCCGCACCCGCAGGCCUGGCACGCUGCGGCGCCAGUCUGGUGGCAGAGCGCACCCCAGUACGCGCGCGCGGUGCAGGUCGUGCAGCAGGUGGCGGUGGCCCCCGCGGUGCCCCCGCGGCAGCUGCACCAGCCAAUGCAGCCAAUGCCGCAGCCGCCGCAGCCGCAGCCGCAGCCGCAGCCCUUCGCCGCCGCGCAGGCCCCGGGACCCACCGCGCCCGCGCAGGCGGCGACCCCUGCGGGGGAUGCCACCGCUGCGGCGUCGGCGCAGGCAGAGGCUCCCGGGCCCGUGGCGCCGCGCGCCGAGGGGGCCCAGGCCUGGGAGGACGCGCUGCGCGGCGCGCUGCCGGCGGCGCUGGAGAGGAUCCUGCGCGAGGCGCUGGCUCCUGGGCUGCGAGGGCCUGGCGCGGAGGCGGAGCCGACCGCGCCAGCUGCCUCCGCCGCGGAGCCCGCCGGCCUUGGCGGCGCGGCGAGGGCCGCCGAGGCCCCGCCGGCAGCGCCUGCCGCCGCCGCCCGGCCGCCGGCCGCCGCGGGGUCGCCCGAGCGGCGUCGGCGGCACCGCAGGCCGCCAGUCGACGAGGAGGACGAGGACGACAGCUCCGACUGCAGCUCCGACUGCAGCGCCGGCCCAGCCAGGAGGCGGCCGCGGCGGCGGUCGGGGCGGAGGCUGCAGGCGGUCGAGGCGGAGGCGAGCCGCGCGGAGGCGCGCGCAGUGAUCAGCGAGUUCCGCUCCGCGAGCCAGGCGCUGGCGGGGGAGAUGAAGUUCGCCGCGCAGGCGCUGGGCAUGCUCCAGAGGAUGCAGAUCUCGAGCUCAGCGCCCAGCAGGCGGGAGCCCCCCCACGUGCCCCCGGUCACGCUCGCGGCCAGCCGGCCGGACGACCACAACGACGACCUGCCUCUCCUGGACGCCCCGGCGAAGGACGCGGUCUCGCCUUCCGCCGGCUGCGGCACGGGCGGACGGGGUGGCGGCUGCGGCAGAGGCGGCGCCGCUGCCGCGGAUCCACGGUCGCACUGGCCGCCGCUGGGGCGGGGCGACCCCCGCAGCGGACCGGGCCCGCCGGCGCCGUGGCGGGACUCCUUCGACGUCCCGGCGGCCCUGGACCUCGCGCUGCCGCCGGCGCCAGAGGCCGACGGCGCCGGGGGCGACCCCUGGGUGUCCCUGCACCUCUCCGCGCACGACUGGGAGCUCGGCGGUUCCGCGGCGGAGCCGCGGGCAGGCCUGCGGUCCAGAGGCGCUGGCGCGGCGCUACCGCCGCCGACGCUCGGCACGGCGGCAAGCGCCGGGAGCUCGGGCCUGCGAGGGGUCGCUCCCCCCGGGCCGCGCUGGUUGGACGCGGGGCCCCCGCCGGGAGGCCAGCUGGCGCCCACCUACAACGGGUUCGCCCUCCUCGCCGGGGACCGCUCGCUCGCCCGCAGCGGCCUGUGCCCGCUCCCCGGCCGCGCCCUGCUGGGCCCGGACGGGCUCCGGCGCGGGCGGCAGCCGUCGGCGCCCAAGGCGCAGCAGCGGCGGGCCGAGGCCGUGAAAGGGCAGAUGGCGGCGCUCGACGCGAGGCUGCGUGACCUCAGCGCGCAGUUCGAGCGCUGCGGCCAGCCCGCAAAGUGA